AUAGCAAAAUGCGUAUGCGCUUCUGUGCAGCACCGCCCGCUAGGUUAAAACACUGGUUAUCAAGCGGUCCUUAGGGCGAUUUAACAAGUGCAAGUCUUGAUAUUUGUUUCUGUUUCUCCCUUUUAUUGUCAAAAACGAAAAAGAUAUUUUGGUUAUAAGAACUCGGUUGCUUUAGUUGCUUAUUUUAGUUGCUCCUGCAAAAACGGCGACUGAGCAACCACCCUUGAUGCCGCCAGGACCCUUGGAUCUGUCAGCGGAGGCCCUGAGGUGUCUGCAAGAAAUUCAAAGCAGGGGAGCAAGUCAGUGUGUGCAGCCGCUUACCACCCUUUCCGAGGCAUCGCCAUUGUUAUUGUUAUUGUCCACGGUGUGAUUGUUCAAGGCGAACGAUGCGGCGCUCCCCGUUAAUUUAACUGAGAGUGCGAGGAGAAGGGCGCACAAAGGAAGAAGGCUCCCUCAAGCUGUCACCCUGAGGUGGGCAGAAGCGAAAACUGGUACAGGGUCAUUCUGACUGCUACCUACCCCUCCCCUCUUUCCCCCCCCCCACCCCCAACUCCCUUCCACCUCCAUCACGAUAGGGCUGCUGGUAAACUGGAGGCAAGAGCAACAAUAGUACUAUAAUACUCCCUCCCAACACUAAAAAUGGAUCGCGAAAGAGGAGAGAACGAAGAUAAUUUAGAUUACUCAGUAGCAAACGUGGAAAAGGCAUUGCAUCAGUUGUACUAUGAUCCAAAUAUUGACAACAAGAACCUAGCACAGAAAUGGCUGAUGCAGGCACAAGUCUCUCCUCAAGCAUGGCAGUUUAGCUGGGCAUUGCUCAGUCCUAAUAAAGUGCCUGAGAUCCAGUAUUUUGGAGCCAGUGCCCUUCACAUCAAAAUCUCCCGCUACUGGAGCGAUAUCCCGUCAGAUCAGUAUGAGACUCUGAAAUCCCAGCUUUUCAAUCAGAUUGCAUGUUUUGCAUCUGGUUCCAAGAUAGUGCUCACCAGACUUUGUGUGGCGUUAGCAUCACUGGCUCUCAAUAUGAUGCCAGAGAGAUGGCCAAAUGCAAUAGGUGACAUGGUGAAGAUGUUUCAGACUGAAAGUUCAGAUGUGGAUGGCAAAGCUAGAUGUAUGGCCUUACUGGAACUACUAACUGUCCUCCCGGAAGAGUUUCAAACAAGUCGUCUGCCUCAGUACCGGAAAGGUGAGGUGCGAAAUGCCUUGGCACAAGAAUCUGGUGCAGUGUUUCCUCUUCUACAGCAACUGCUGCAAACUGAUUCUCCGGUGUUCAUCAGCCAGAAGGCUCUCAAGUGUUUCUCAAGUUGGGUACAGCUAGAUGUGCCCUUGUUGGAUUGUGAGUGUUUGAUGCAGGCCUCAUUUACGUCUCUACAUAAUGCUGAGCUCUUCGACACAGCAGUUGAAGCUCUUGUCAAUGCUAUCUCCCAGCCAGAUGCUCAAAGAUUUCUUACCAUCUUGCUGAAUCUUGCUGACUCUGCAGCUAUAAGGGAGAUGGGGGAGCACAGAUAUGUCAACACAUUACUGAAGCUCAUCCCUCAGGUCCUGCAACUGCAGGAGCAGCUGAGACAAGCUGUACAAAAUGGAGACAUGGAGACAUCACAUGGUAUCUGCAGAAUUGCUGUGGCUCUUGGAGAAAAUCACUCGAGAGCCUUGUUGGAGCAAGUAGAGCACUGGCAAACAUUCCUAGCACUUGUCAACAUGAUCAUGUUUUGCACAGGAAUUCCAGGCCACUAUCCAGUGAAUGAAACUACAAGCUCUUUAACCCUUACAUUCUGGUACACGCUUCAGGAUGACAUAAUGUCAUUUGAAGCAGAGAAACAGGUGGUAUACCUGCAGGUUUAUCGUCCUGUUUAUUUUCAACUAGUUGAUGUUCUGCUACACAAGGCUCAGUUUCCAUCUGAUGAAGAAUAUUCCUCUUGGUCUUCUGAUGAGAAAGAGCAAUUUAGGAUAUACAGGGUUGAUAUUUCUGAUACUUUAAUGUAUGUAUACGAGAUGCUGGGAGCAGAGUUAUUAAGUAACCUAUAUGACAAACUAGGAAGACUUUUAACUGACACUGAGCAAGCAUCCUCAUGGCAGCAUAUUGAAGCCUGUUUGUAUGGGUUUCAAUCUAUUGCAGAAACCAAUGAUGUCAACUAUUCCGAUGUUAUUCCAGGCUUGAUUGGCCUUAUUCCAAGGAUAAACAUUAGUAACGUGCAGCUAGCUGACACUGUGAUGUUUACGAUAGGUGCACUAGCUGAAUGGUUGGCUGAUCACCCAGUGAUGAUUAACAGUGUAUUACCAUUGGUACUGCAUGCUUUGGGCAAUGCUGAACUUUCCAUAUCCAGUGUUUCCACACUAAAGAAGAUCUGUAGAGAAUGCAAGUAUGACCUGCCUCCCUAUGCUGCUAAUAUUGUGGCCGUUUCUCAGGAGGUUUUAAUGAAACAAAUUCAUAAGACGAGUCAGUGUAUGUGGCUGAUGCAGGCACUGGGAUUCCUACUCUCUGCCCUCCAGGUGGAAGAAAUCCUUAGGAACCUACAUUCCCUCAUCAGCCCCUACAUCCAACAGCUGGAGAAACUUGCUGACGAGCCGCCAAAUCCAUCAAAUAAACUAGCAAUAAUACAUAUUUUGGGUCUGUUGUCCAAUUUGUUCACCACAUUGGAUAUCAGUCACCAUGACGAUGAGCCAGAAGGCACUGAAGCAAAGAAAAAACCCACCUUGCAAGGACCCAACCCUGUUGUGGUGGUCCUCCAACAGGUCUUCCAACUCAUACAGAAAGUGUUGUCUAAAUGGCUGAAUGAUGCUCAGGUUGUUGAGGCUGUUUGUGCAAUCUUUGAAAAGUCUGUGAAGACGCUUUUGGAUGAUUUUGCUCCCAUGAUUCCGCAGCUUUCAGAAAUGCUGGGUCAGAUGUACAGUACUAUUCCACAGGCAUCUGCAUUGGAAUUAACGCGACAGCUGGUGCAUAUAUUUGCCAAUGAUCCAACUCACUUUGUCCCUGUAAAGGCUCUAUUCCUUCUUGUUACUUCUGUGACCCUCUCUAUUUUCCAACAAGGACCCAGGGAUCAUCCUGAUAUUGUUGAUUCAUUUAUGCAACUCCUGGCACAGGCUCUCAAAAGGAAGCCUGAUUUGUUUUUGGCAGAAAACUGUGAUGUGAAGGCCCUGUUUCAAUGUGGAGUCAUAUCUUUGAAAUUUCCAGAAGCCCCAACAGUGAAAGCAACGUGUGCCUUCUUUAGUGAGCUGCUGCCACGUUGUCGGGAAGUACAGCCUAUUGGCUUAGUUGUCCAUGAAAAUGGAAAACUCUUGUUACAAGCAAUUCUAGAAGCUAUUGGUGGACAGGCCCCAAGGAGUCUGAUGGAUCAUUUUGCCGAUAUACUGUUUGCUUUGAACAAACACUGUUUUACCUAUUUAAGCAUUUGGUUAAAAGAAGUGAUGCAGCAACAGAAUUUUCCAUCAAGUCGCCUUACACAAGGACAAAAAGAAACAUUUAGUCAACAAAUUUUAAGAGACCGAGUGAAUAAAAGGCGUGUAAAGGACAUUGUUAAGGAGUUCACAUUACUGUGCAGGGGUCUUCAUGGCACAGAAUAUGCAGCCGAGUACUGAAGCUAUGUAAUUAAAUCCAAGUAUCACUCAGUUAAUAGCAUGCUUCCUGCAUCCUCAACACAUUUGCACCGUUUCCUUCUGUAAAAAUGCAUUCUAGCGUGAAGGAUUUUUAAAAGCAGCAAAUGGGCUUCUGUCUGCACUACAGGAUUCGACAAAAGAAUACAUGCACUUGUAUGCAGUCAUAUUAAGAGGCAUUUUUAAAAGAAAAAAGACUUCCUAUCAUAGGAUUGGGUCAGUAGAGGAAAUGUGCCAGGAUGGUUCUGGCAUCAGCUGUCCUGACUUGCAAGUAAUUUGUGUGUAUGUUUUGUGUUGUAAUUAAAGCUUUAUGGAAGCAAUAUAACUUGCUGCUGGAGUCCUGUGAUUUUGGCACUUUGUAAAACACAACAAUAUCUCGUGAAGGGAAUUAAUCCCAAAUGAUUCAGCUGUGGAAUAUUACUGGUGAUGCUGCUACAAUGUCUGAAACCAUUUUAAGCGAAUCUAGUAUUUUAGGGUUUUUUUGUUUUUAAUUUAAUGAUGUGGUGAUGUGGGCUUCUGUCAUAAAGUUUAAAAAUAAGUGUGGAUUGUUGCAACAGUCUGGGAAUUUCAAAAGUUUUGGGUCGUAACAAUUGCUAAGAGUUUCAAAACUUGGGCAUAUUUAUUUGAAAUAAACUGAGAAAGUAUCAGAGCUUUGAGUCAUCUAUUUUGACUACAGAUGAUGAAAACAUUGGCCCAAGCAAAGGUCUAAUUAUACUUCUGGCAUAGUUAAAGCAAUUAACUGACAAAAAGCACAGAGCUCCUCCAUCAGAGGUUUUGAGGCUCUAUAAGCUUUGUUACAGUCCCAUUUCGUUUCUCAACUUUGAGGUUUUUUUUGUACUAUAUGCUAUGUGUUACUCUCUGUACAAAAACCAAUACCACCUUAACGUAACUUUGAGCUAUCCAUGUUAUUUUGUAACUUGUUUACUUGUGCUUCUAGAGCAUUCUGGAAGUUGCACAACCAUAGCAUAUAUUCAGGUAUUGGAAUAAAAUGAAAGCCCACUAGUAAAAUCUUGAUAAGAAAUGACAC
Molecule: messenger RNA, 4612 nt
Organism: Hemiscyllium ocellatum (epaulette shark)
Lineage: Eukaryota; Metazoa; Chordata; Chondrichthyes; Orectolobiformes; Hemiscylliidae
Gene: ipo13b
Product: importin 13b
Exons: 21
Coding region: 640-3570 (976 amino acids)
Biological process (GO): protein import into nucleus
Cellular component (GO): cytoplasm; nuclear membrane
Molecular function (GO): small GTPase binding
Source: RefSeq, a predicted model, not a curated record